Molecule: messenger RNA, 1290 nt
Organism: Prunus armeniaca (apricot)
Lineage: Eukaryota; Viridiplantae; Streptophyta; Magnoliopsida; Rosales; Rosaceae
Source: the annotation of a GenBank genome assembly
AUGGAUAUUCAUGAUCUCCCUGAGCUUGUGUUGGUUGAAAUACUUUGUCGAGUUCCUUGCGGUAAAUUCAUUUUUCAAUGCAAGUGUGUGUGCAAGCGUUGGCUCACUCUCAUCUCUGCUCCUUAUUUUAUUGACCGCUUUUUGCGUCUCCAAAGUCAUAGGAAAACACCUACUGUACGCACUUUGAUAAGCCGCAAUGCAGAGGAAUUAUUUAACAGAGUUUCUUUGUCCGAAGUGUUAACUCCUAUGUUGAAAAGACUCGAGAGUUUCGACCAUUUGGAAACAGAGCCAGUUGUGGUAGGGGCUUACAAUGACUUGAUUUUAUGCUGUGAUAGCUUGUUUGAUCAACAAAAUUACUACAUAUGCAAUCCAUACACCACGCAAUGGGUUGCUCUUCCCCCCACCCCUACUCGAUGCUAUGACAUUGUACGAGUGGGAUUCAUCUGUGAUAGUCCCUACUAUGAGGAAGACGAUCCAAAUGGACUUGUCAUCCAGCUUAAUGCCAAGUUUAGGUGCAAGGUUGUGAGAAUUCUUCCUCCUGAUCGUCAAUUUGAAUUUGAUCAUGAUGAGCACUGCUUCAAUUUUAAUGUGGAGAUCUUCUCUUUUGAGACUGGUAAAUGGAGCGAGUUAGUUGUAUCAUCCCCACGAGGAAUUUCUUAUGAUUAUCUCGAUGCUAUGGCCUUUUCGUACAAUGGAGUGUUGUAUUGGUCGGGUCAUGAUUAUGGCUAUUUUCUGGUUCUUGGGUUGGAUCCGUUCAAUGACAAUAGCAGUACUAGCACUAGUAGUGGUUGUAGCAAUGGUGGUGAUAUUAUUGAUCAUAAAUGUCGUUUCGUGGUAUUUGCUAUGCCUGUAGCCGACCAUUUUGUAGUUGAGUGCCUAGGUGUGUGUGGAGGGUUGUUGCGGAUGUGUGACUUUGACACAGAUUCCAAAACUCUGUUUGUUUGGGAUUUGAAACGACAAGAUCAUGAUUAUAUGGUCAAGGGAGCUGGCGAAUUGUGUUUGAGUAAACACAAUGUUUAUUCCUUUGACGAAGAUAUGUAUCUGGAUGAUGCACGAGUCGUUGAGAGGCUAUCUUUCGACCCAAAUAAUGAGGAUAUUUUUUAUCUAUAUGUGGAUGCAGAUAUUAUAAUGUGCAACAUUCGUACAGGAAAGUGGUCAAAGAUGGUUGAAAAGAGGAAACUCAAUAAUUUUUAUUUCUUCCCAUUCGUACUCCCAUGGUGGCCAACACCAGUUCCUAGCUUACCACAACAUGCCCACCAGCUAGCCCAUGGUGGAGAAACUAGCAGCUAG